This is a messenger RNA of Acomys russatus (golden spiny mouse), 1779 nucleotides long. RefSeq names its product carboxylesterase 1D. The transcript is spliced from 13 exons. Gene Ontology annotation, molecular function: carboxylic ester hydrolase activity. Gene Ontology annotation, cellular component: lipid droplet; endoplasmic reticulum. Lineage: Eukaryota; Metazoa; Chordata; Mammalia; Rodentia; Muridae. Bases 1 to 1707 code for a protein of 568 amino acids. Gene Ontology annotation, biological process: lipid catabolic process. The record is from RefSeq and is a predicted model, not a curated record.
AUGGAAUCCAGGUCUGAUCUUGUCAUUCUGAUGUGUUCUUUUUCUCUUCCUUGUCUACCAGGAUACCCGUCCUCACCUCCUAUGGUGGACACUGUUCAUGGCAAAGUCCUGGGGAAGUAUGUCAGCUUAGAAGGAUUCACACAGCCCGUGGCCGUCUUCCUGGGAGUCCCCUUUGCCAAGCCCCCUCUUGGAUCCCUGAGGUUUGCUCCACUCCAGCCUGCAGAGCCAUGGAAUUUUGUGAAGAACACCACCUCCUACCCUCCCAUGUGCUCCCAAGAUGCAGUUGGAGGACAGGUGCUCUCAGAGCUCUUCACCAACAGGAAGGAGAGCAUUCCUCUAAAGUUUUCUGAAGACUGUCUCUACCUGAACAUUUAUACUCCUGUUGACCUGACAAAGAACAGCCAGCUGCCGGUGAUGGUGUGGAUCCAUGGAGGUGGACUGGUGGUGGGUGGGGCAUCCACCUAUGAUGGACUGGCCCUUUCUGCCCACGAAAAUGUGGUGGUGGUGACCAUUCAGUAUCGCCUUGGCAUCUGGGGAUUUUUAAGCACAGGGGAUGAACACAGCCGGGGCAACUGGGGUCACUUGGACCAGGUGGCUGCACUCCGUUGGGUUCAGGACAACAUUGCCAACUUUGGGGGUAACCCACGCUCCGUGACCAUCUUUGGAGAGUCAGCAGGAGGUUUCAGUGUCUCUGUUCUUGUGCUGUCUCCUCUGGCUAAGAACCUCUUCCACAGGGCCAUAUCAGAGAGUGGUGUGGCCCUCACUGCUGCUCUGAUCACAAAAGAUGCGAAGCCCAUUGCUGAGCUGGUUUCUACUCUUUCUGGGUGUAAAACUACCACAUCAGCUGUUAUGGUUCAUUGCCUACGCCAGAAGACAGAGGACGAACUCCUGGAGACCUCAAUAAAAAUGAAUCUUUUUAAACUGGACUUACUUGGAAACCCAAAAGAGGCCUAUCCUUUCCUGCCCACCGUGAUUGAUGGAGUGGUCCUGCCAAAGGCACCAGAAGAGCUCCUGGCUGAGAAGAGUUUCAACACUGUCCCUUACACCGUGGGCAUCAACAAACAAGAGUUUGGCUGGAUCAUUCCAACGCUUAUGGGCUAUCCACUCUCUGAAGGCAAACUGGACCAGAAGACAGCUGAUUCUCUUUUGUGGAAUUCCUACCCAAUACUUAAAAUCCCUGAGGAUCUGAUUCCAAUGGCCACUGAGAAGUAUUUAGGAGGGACAGAAGACCUUGCCAAAAAGAAAGACCUCCUCAUGGACUUGAUUGCAGAUGUGAUAUUUGGUGUCCCAUCAGUGAUGGUGGCUCGUGGCCACAGAGAUGCCGGGGCCCCCACCUACAUGUAUGAGUUUGAGUACCGCCCAAGCUUUGUGUCAAACAUGAGACCCAAAGCAGUGAUAGGAGACCAUGGUGAUGAAAUCUUCUCAGUAUUUGGAGCUCCGUUUUUAAAAGAUGGUGGCUCAGAAGAGGAGACCAACCUCAGCAAGACGGUGAUGAAAUACUGGGCCAACUUUGCUCGCAAUGGGAACCCUAAUGGAGGAGGGCUGCCUCAUUGGCCAGAAUAUGACCAGAAGGAAGGGUACCUAAAGAUUGGUGCCCCAAUCCAGGCAUCCCAGAGACUGAAAGACAAAGAAGUGAUUUUUUGGGCUGAACUCAGGGCCAAGGAGGCAGCAGAAAGGCCGUCCCACAGAGAACACGUUGAGCUCUGAUCAGGAGACUCAGCCAUACUUGAGAGCCUGGAGCCAAAGGAAUAUUUCACAGAAAAUCUUGUAGAGAAACAA